AUGCCACCCGGCCUUCUGCUCCCGCUUGUCGCACUUUCAUUUACAUGUCUGGUCGUUCUAUUGAUGCCGCUGGCCGUCGGUACCUUCUUCCCUGUCGAUGGUGACCGGCUGUUUCGAAACACCCUGUGCAGGCUUCUAACCUAUAGCAUGUGCGAGGGGACAACCACGAUGGCCGCAGUUGUUGCCAACUACGCUUUCCUAAGCGGCAUGAUGCUCUCACUCGUGGCCGGAAAGACAUCCACGGCUCUAUCGACAACCACCAGCAACACGAUCCCGCACAUGGAUGCCGCCUCGCCACUGGUCAGCUUUGCCCAACAUGUCGUCAGCAUGGCGUUCGACCAGGGCUACCGCCUGCGCUUCAGCUGGCCACCAGCACAGCUAUACGCGUCCUCCUCGCUGCGUCCGCUCUAG
This is a messenger RNA of Grosmannia clavigera kw1407, 411 nucleotides long. RefSeq lists its product as uncharacterized. The coding region runs from base 1 to 411 and encodes 136 amino acids. Lineage: Eukaryota; Fungi; Ascomycota; Sordariomycetes; Ophiostomatales; Ophiostomataceae. The record is from RefSeq and is a predicted model, not a curated record. The transcript has a single exon.